AGUGCCGCUGUGGCCGGUGCCGGGUCGGGGCGGGCCCGGCGGGGCCAUGGCGGGCACGGCCGGCUGAGGGGACCGGGGCACCGGGCGCUCCGAGCCGGCCGCGGGGCUCGGGGAGCGGCCACAAACCGGCUCCCCCGGCGCGGGGAUCCUCCGCCGCGAGCCAUGGCGGCGGCGGCGGCGGCGGGUUCCAACUGGGGCCUGAUCAUGAACGUGGUGAACAGCAUCGUGGGGGUGAGCGUGCUCACCGUGCCCUUCUGCUUCCGACAGUGUGGGAUCCUCCUGGGGGCCGUGCUGCUGAUCUUCUGCUCGUGGAUGACCCACCAGUCCUGCAUGUUCCUGGUGAAGUCGGCCAACCUCAGCAAGCGCAGGACCUACCCCGGCCUCGCAUUUCAUGCCUAUGGAAAAGCAGGAAAAAUGUUGGUGGAAACAAGCAUGAUUGGGCUGAUGCUGGGCACUUGCAUCGCGUUCUACGUCGUCAUCGGCGAUUUGGGCUCCAACUUCUUUGCCCAGAUGCUCGGAUUGCAGGUGUCGGGCCUGUUCCGCAUUGUGCUGCUCUUCGCUGUCUCGCUGUGCAUUGUCCUGCCCCUGAGCCUGCAGAGGAACAUGAUGGCCUCCAUCCAGUCCUUCAGUGCCAUGGCUCUCAUCUUCUACAGCGUGUUCAUGUUUGUGGUCGUGGUGUCCUCCUUCAAUCACGGGCUCUUCAGCGGGCAGUGGCUGCGGCGAGUCAGUUACAUGCGCUGGGAGGGCAUUUUCCGCUGCAUCCCCAUCUUUGGAAUGUCCUUUGCCUGCCAGUCUCAGGUCUUGCCUACUUACGACAGCUUGGAUGAGCCGUCUGUCAAAAUCAUGAGCUCCAUAUUUGCUUCUUCCUUAAACGUGGUCACCACCUUUUACAUCAUGGUGGGCUUCUUUGGCUACGUGAGUUACACCGAGGCCAUUGCUGGGAACGUCCUGAUGAACUUCCCUUCCAACGUGGUGACGGAGAUGAUCCGAGUGGGAUUCAUGAUGUCAGUGGCUGUGGGGUUCCCCAUGAUGAUCCUGCCCUGCAGACAGGCACUGAACACCCUGCUCUUUGAGCAGCAGCAGAAGGACGGCACCUUCGCUGCUGGGGGCUACAUGCCCCCGCUCCGCUUCAAAGCCCUGACGCUGGCUGUUGUGUUUGGAACCAUGGUCGGAGGCAUCAUGAUCCCGAAUGUGGAAACAGUCCUGGGCCUGACAGGUGCGACCAUGGGAAGCCUCAUUUGUUUCAUCUGCCCAGCUCUUAUUUACAAGAAGAUCCACAAGAAUGCGCUUUGUUCACAGAUUAUCCUGUGGAUUGGGCUGGGCAUGCUGGUGAUCAGCACCUACACCACCCUGUCUUCCACCAAGGACACCCCUGUGAGGACGGAAGCAAUGGGCUUGGAGCACCUGGACAGAGAGGAGAACAGAAUUGACCAGGAUUCAGUCAAACUUCCAGAGCAGCACCCAGUGGUGGAGGAGCCCGAGGAUGACCGUGAUAAACCCAAAGUGCCUGAGAAGGAGGAGAUGGAGCAGCCACAGAUCAAGGUGCCCGUGCAGGUGCCCAAGAGGGAGGAGGAGAGAGGAAAGGUGGAAGAGAAAGUGCAGCUGGACCGUCCUGAUCAAGGGAUUGCUGUGCCCGUGGGGGAGGCUCAUCGCCACGAGCCCCCAGUCCCACAUGAUGAGGUGGUCGUGGACAUGGGGCGGGAGCGGGAGGAAUCCAGCGAGAACAAAGUGGCUCCCGGAGCAGCCAACGACCGUCUGCUGGAGGAGCCAGCCAGGCUGAAGCCCCAGAAGGAGGCACUGGGCCCUAAACAAGAGAAGGAAGUGGUUGCUGAGAACCAGCCACGGGGAGGGACCGGUGGGCCCGUCCCAAACCUGGAGAAGGCCCCGGAGGCAGCGGUGCAGCAGGGGGCAAGGCCGCCCUACAAGGAGCUGCAGCCAGGGGAAGCCAAGCUGGAAGCCAAGGCACAGGCAGCCGUGCUGGAUGGUGACACUGCCGAGGCUGCUAAGCAGGACCUGUCACAGCUCCAGCUCCCCAGGAAAGCAGAGGAGGCUGCAAAGUCCGUGGAGAAGGAAGCAGACCCUGGUGAGAAGCAGGAGCUGCCCCUCCCGGAGAGAGCAGAACUGCUGGAGAACCAGAACGCUGAGGAGAAGCAGGAGAAGGCAGGGGAAGCAGGGCCAGCAAAACUGCUGGACCACAACGUGCUGCUGCAGGUGAUCAAGGAGCAGCAGGUGCAGCACAAGCAGCUCCUGGACCAGCAGGCAAAGCUGCUGGCAGUGAUUGAGGAGCAGCACAAGGAGAUCCACCAGCAGCGGCAGGAGGAGGGGGCAGAGGAGAAGCCAAAGCCAGCAGAAGCACAGCUGGAGCCUGCCGUGCCCCUCUCCAGGAGCAGGGAGGACGAGGGCCCCGGAGCCAAGGGAGACACGGCUGGGAAGGUGCUGGGCAGGGAGCAGCCAGGCCAGCAGCACCCCGAUUCCACCAAGCAGCACAGGGACACGGUGGGCAAGCUGGAAGAGGUUGGGCAGAGGCGUGACAUUCCUGUGGCUGCUCCCAAGGAGCGGAAGGUGCCGCUGCAAGAGAAUGACAGAGCUGUUAAGAAUCCCGUGGAGAACCGGGAUCCCCUCCACGGGGAUGGCCAGCGUGUUCCAGCAGCCAGAAACCACCUGGAGAAAAAGGCCUUGGCAGAGGAUUUGGGAGGAGAACGUGAAGCCAAAGCUGGAAGAGAUGUCCACCAGAAGAAGAAUUUCCUGAAACCCGUGGAAGCGGCUACAGCUCCCAUCCAAAGAGAACAGCCGGGGGCUGCCAAAGUUCAGGGAGUAGCAGGAAAGAGUUUGGAAAGAGACUCAGGAACAGACCUUAAAGCCAAAACUCUGAGUCAGGUGGAGCCCAAGGAGCUGGCAGCGGUGCCGGACUCUUCCAGUAACAGGAAUGUGGCAGUGAGGGAGCAGCACCCCCGGGAGAGGGAGCGGCAGAGAGGGGCGCAGGCCGAGGGAGCGGGCGGGCGGCAGCGGGACCCGCCCGCCCGCGGGCACGGGAAGGAGGAGGAGCCCCGGGAGGAGCCGGGGGCCCGGCAGGGCCGUGGGGGUCCCUCCAACGGCGCCCCUCAGGAUGCUCCAGCAGGGAAGUCUGAGGACGGAGCGGCCGCCCCCAGGGAUCCGGAGCGCGACGUGAAACCCAACCGGGAGCUGAAGCUGCAGGGGGGCCUGGACCUGCGCCGCAGGAGACGCGACCUGCUGCCUCCCGAGCAGGAGGAGGAGGGUGGGGAGGAGGGGGCGGCUGCAGCAGGGGCGGGGGGGGUCCUGAUCGGGCUGAACCCCCUUCCCGACGUGAAGGUGAACGACCUGCGGAGCGCGCUGGAGACGCGGCUGAGCCGGGUGGCCGAGGGCGCGCAGCACCUGGCGCGCAGCCGCCACAUCCAGCAGGUGACACAGGACAGGAGCCCCUGACGGCCUGGAGAGAGCUGAGCCAGCUGCACUUUGCUGGACGCAGUGCUGGGAUCCACAGGAUCUUCAGCAGCACCCCCAGCGUGUGCCUGCGGGCGGCCGAGGAGAUGGUGGCACUGGAAGUGACAUUCCUGCUGUCCCCUGCCUUCCAGAGCUGCCAUCCACCUCGGCUCCCUGCCAGGCCGCUGCUCUGAGGACCUUUUCCAGCAUCUCAUUCACAUCCAAUUGCCUUCUCCAACCAUCUCCCAACUCCUCUCAGAAGCAGGAAGGGGCUGCAUGGCCCCGCUGUGCCGAGGGGACCUGGGAUCCACCCACACCUCGGGAAGGGCUUCGCCCAGAGAAGCCGUGAGCUGAGGAGCAGCAGAGGCAGCUCCAGUGCUGGGCUGCGAGCAGAGCCGCCUUUGUUUGGGCCACAGUGGUGGUUUAGGAACCUCAUUUAGUAGAAACGCUGCCUUAACUGGGCACAGCUCCUGUUGUGCUGCCUCUCUCCCAGGGAUGGGGUUCCUUGGCCACACACCGGGGUCACACAGAGCUCUGCCCCACUGCCCUCCCUGGGUGCUCCUCUCUGUGCUCUCCAGCUCCACUUCCCCUCUCAAAAGUGCAUUAAGAAGCUCAACUUCCCCCCAAGCCAGCUUGAUUCUUCUGCCAGAGGUGAGUGGUCUGGGAGAAAGCGUGGCAGAGCCGGGUGGAUCCAGGGGCUCCACCUCCCUCUGCCUGUGUUCCCUGUGCUCUUCCCAGCCUCCCCCAGCCCUGUUCUGCAUCCAGACAGGUCCCUGCUCCACCUCUGGGAAUUUGGUGAGUGAGGAAGGGAGGAGCUUCCCCAGAGCUCUGUGUUGUUUCAGGCUCCCAGUGAUUCAUCCCUUGGGUUUUUUUGGGUUUUGUGUUUUUACACCCUGACCUGUGAAUGUACGGAAUUCAAUCCCAAAGCUCUCCCAGACCGGCUGAGAAUUCCCAGCCUGGAGCCCUCAGACCUCAUCACUGUGGUGGGUUUUAUAUCCCGACCUCCAAAUGUCUUUGGCAACCUCGAGUCUGUGUCCAGUGGGACCCUGCAGAGCUGGGACGGGGUGGGACUGUCCCUGCCUGGUGCUCCCGGGGUGUCACAACCCAGAGGGACAGGGAGCGACCUGGGGACUCCUUUGGGAAGAGCCCCGGGAACACUGUGGCCUUAAACCCCCCGAACCCAAUGAGCUUCUCCAUGAACGCUGUCCAAGCACAAGCAGCAGGGCCGGGAGGCAGGGCGGGCUCUGGAGCAGCUCCAGGGCUGCCCCGGGGAGGGGAUCCGCCUGUUUGUUGUUCUCUGUGUGAACAGAAGGGACCAAAGAUGCUCCUGGCAUCAUUCCUGCUCCUGGGAAUGGCGUGGGCACCCCGGGCCGGGCUGGCAGCUGCCUUGUCCCGCCGGGACCGGCUCCCCCGGGGCGGGUGGAACGCUGGCACGGAGAGCCCGGAGCGCGGGCCGAGCCCAUCAAUAAAAAAAGCUGAAGCA
Passer montanus (Eurasian tree sparrow) is the source of this 4924-nucleotide messenger RNA. It is a transcript of the gene SLC38A10, whose product is annotated as solute carrier family 38 member 10. The record is from RefSeq and is a predicted model, not a curated record. The coding region runs from base 163 to 3444 and encodes 1093 amino acids. Gene Ontology annotation, biological process: amino acid transmembrane transport. NCBI's taxonomy places the organism in Eukaryota, Metazoa, Chordata, Aves, Passeriformes, Passeridae. The transcript has 16 exons. Gene Ontology annotation, molecular function: amino acid transmembrane transporter activity.